AUGAAAGCACUUGUUGAUGGCGUCUGGUAUAACAGUGACCAUCGCGAUUGGGGGUUGAGACCGUUAUCACUGCGCAAGCCAUCAUUUACCAGCAGCAGCAGCGGUAGCAUCAACGCUUGUCCACCCCCACCACCCACACCGCACAGCGCCGGCAGCCACUGCACCAACACCAGCACCAGUAACAACUACAACUACAAUAACAGUAACACAAACAGCACAGCAACAACCACCAGUAGCCAUCACGGCCAAGUAGGCGCAGCCACACACAACAAUCACACCAACCAACACAACCGAACGAAAGGUGGCAGUACAACAACAACAACACAUUCAACAGACGCGCUAGGCACACCAACAGCAACAGGCAGGGGCAAUUCACCAGGCAAUCCAUUGCAGGUGAAAUAUUUUGAAUUCCCACCAAAUCUCACGCUACUAGCCACCGGUUCAACACCAUCGCUGGCGACAACAACAGCCGUAGCUUUAGCAGCAUCCACCACAACAUCAACACCAACACGCGCACCAUCAGCAUCAGCAUCACCAUUCCAACAAAGCCAACACACAUCAACAGCCGCAACAGCAAAUAGCACAAGAACAGUCACGCUACCACAACCACCAACACCACGCAAAGCAAACGCGUGCCGAUUUCGACGCCGACUUUAG
Zeugodacus cucurbitae (melon fly) is the source of this 657-nucleotide messenger RNA. Its product is annotated as dual specificity protein kinase shkD-like. The record is from RefSeq and is a predicted model, not a curated record. NCBI's taxonomy places the organism in Eukaryota, Metazoa, Arthropoda, Insecta, Diptera, Tephritidae. The transcript is spliced from 4 exons. The coding region runs from base 1 to 657 and encodes 218 amino acids.